Messenger RNA from Ceutorhynchus assimilis (cabbage seed weevil), 6960 nucleotides. The record is from the annotation of a GenBank genome assembly. NCBI's taxonomy places the organism in Eukaryota, Metazoa, Arthropoda, Insecta, Coleoptera, Curculionidae.
GAGCCGGCUUACUGUGUGAACCAUAGGCUUUUUUUUUAUUAGUGUCGAGCGGUACGGGUUCGUUUAGUACCACACGCGGCGCCAAAAUUUUCAAGUGCGACGGGAAUAAAAACAUGUUGGAAAAUUGUGACGCGCCGGUACCAGUGUUUCUGGCUCUGGAAAAUGGGGUCGUUCUGCCAGGAAAAUCGUUUGGAGCCAUAAAGGAAACAGACGGAGAAGUCGUCUUUCAGACUGGCAUGGUAGGAUAUCCAGAGUCGCUUACUGAUCCAAGUUACCACUCCCAGCUCUUAAUUCUUACCUACCCUAUCAUUGGAAACUACGGUGUUCCAGGAGAACAACUAGAUGAGCAUGGAUUGCCAUAUUUUUUUGAAUCAGACCGUAUUUGGGCAGCUGGUCUUAUCGUGGGUGAACACUGUGAUAAGCCAAGCCAUUGGCGUAACGCGAAAACUUUAUCCAAAUGGAUGGAGGAUCAAAACAUUCCAGGAAUACAGGGCAUCGAUACGAGAAACUUAACUAAGAUCAUAAGAGAAAAAGGAUCCAUGCUGGGAAAGCUAAUGUAUACUCUACCCAUUCCAAUAGAUUCUCUUUCAUUCUCUGAUCCAAAUUUAAAUAAUUUGGUCGCAGAAGUCUCAAUAAAGAAAACAGUUACGUACAACCCAACUGGUUCGCCAAGAAUCUGUGCGGUAGACUGUGGACUCAAAUACAACCAGAUCCGUUGCUUCCUCAACCGAGGAGCGAGAGUAGACAUAGUACCAUGGGACCACAAAUUGAAUGUAGAAGAAUACGAUGGUUUGUUUUUGAGCAACGGCCCUGGCAACCCAGAAAUGUGCAAGAAAACCAUUGACCAUAUUAAAACAGUAUUAAACUGUAGCCAGAAGAAACCGAUAUUUGGUAUAUGUUUAGGACAUCAAUUGUUGUCUAUGGCGAUUGGAUGCAAAACCUUCAAAAUGAAGUAUGGUAACCGAGGUCACAAUCAACCUUGUAUUCACCACGGUACCGGCCGUUGCUACAUGACGUCCCAAAAUCACGGAUUUGCCAUUGAUACUAAGAGUCUCCCUAAUGACUGGGAACCACUUUUUACCAAUGCCAACGACCAAACAAGUGAAGGCAUUGUCCAUAAACACUCGCCAUUUUUCAGCGUCCAGUUCCAUCCAGAACAUAUGGCUGGACCACAAGAUCUGGAAUGUCUUUUCGACGUGUUUUUGGAUGCUGUGAAAGAUGGUCCAAAGUCCACCAACAGCGUUAAACAAAUGUUAACUAAUCAGUUGAAGUUUGUUAGUGCAGCACCAAUGUUAAAAGAAGUGCCUCAAAAGAUAUUAAUACUUGGUUCCGGAGGGCUGUCUAUUGGACAAGCUGGUGAAUUUGAUUAUUCAGGCUCUCAAGCUAUAAAAGCAUUAAAAGAAGAAAACAUCCAAACUCUUUUAAUUAAUCCAAAUAUUGCAACAGUACAAACAUCAAAAGGACUUGCCGACAAAGUAUAUUUUCUUCCACUAGUUCCAGAAUAUGUUGAGCAAGUGAUCCGUUCAGAGCGCCCUGGAGGUGUUCUUCUAACUUUUGGAGGGCAAACUGGACUCAAUUGCGGGGUAGAGCUUCAAAAAAUGGGUGUAUUCGAUAAAUACAAUUGCAAAAUCCUUGGCACUCCUAUUCAGGCUGUUAUCGAUACUGAAGACAGAAAAGUUUUCAGUGAAAGGGUUGCAGAAAUAGAAGAAAAAGUUGCACCAAGUAUGGCAGUAUAUUCAGUUGAUGAAGCUUUAAGUGCUGCAGAGAAUUUGGGGUAUCCUGUUAUGGCACGUGCAGCUUUUUCACUGGGAGGAUUAGGAUCAGGUUUUGCAAACUCAAAAGAAGAGCUUAUAGCUUUGGCUACUCAGGCCCUUGCUCACUCUAGCCAACUAAUCAUUGACAAGUCUCUAAAAGGAUGGAAAGAAGUUGAAUAUGAAGUAGUCCGUGAUGCAUUUGAUAAUUGCAUCACUGUUUGUAAUAUGGAAAAUGUGGAUCCUUUGGGAAUUCACACUGGAGAAUCCAUUGUUGUAGCUCCUAGUCAAACGUUAUCAAAUAGGGAAUAUAAUAUGCUCAGAACUACCGCUAUAAAGGUCAUCAGGCACUUUGGCAUUGUAGGAGAGUGCAAUAUUCAAUACGCCUUAAAUCCUUAUUCUGAAGAAUACUUUAUUAUUGAAGUGAAUGCCAGGCUAUCCAGAAGUUCAGCUUUGGCUAGCAAAGCAACUGGAUAUCCUCUAGCUUAUGUAGCUGCUAAAUUAGCUCUGGGGAUUGCUUUGCCGGAUAUUAAAAACUCAGUCACAGGCGUUACCACUGCAUGUUUUGAACCUAGUUUGGAUUAUUGCGUGGUUAAAAUACCUCGUUGGGAUUUGCAUAAAUUCUCCAGAGUCAGUACAAAAAUUGGAAGUUCAAUGAAGAGUGUUGGCGAAGUUAUGGCUAUUGGAAGGAAGUUCGAGGAAGCUCUUCAGAAAGCUUUAAGGAUGGUGGAUGAGAAUUUUCCUGGUUUUGACCCAUACUUUAAUCGGGUUGAUGAUGCUGAAUUAAUGGAACCAACAGACAAAAGAAUGUUCGUUAUCGCAGCAGCCUUAAAGCAAGGUUAUUCUGUUGAAAAAUUAUAUGACCUCACAAAAAUCGACAGAUGGUUCUUACAAAAAAUGAAGCACAUUGUUGACUAUAAUUCUCUAAUGGAAACCAUUGAAUGGUAUAAUUUUACCAGUGAAAAUCUUCUUGAAGCCAAACAAUUGGGUUUUUCUGAUAAGCAGAUUGCAACUGCUGCUAAAAGUACUGAGAUUGCUAUAAGACAUAAACGUGAAGGAUUUAAUAUAAGGCCAUUUGUUAAGCAAAUUGAUACUGUGGCAGCUGAAUGGCCGGCAACAACAAAUUAUUUAUAUUUGACCUAUAAUGCCACACAUCAUGAUUUAAAUUUUAAUGAACAACAUAUUAUGGUGAUUGGCUCGGGGGUUUACAGAAUAGGAAGUUCAGUAGAAUUCGAUUGGUGUGCGGUCGGUUGCCUCAGAGAGUUACGUCGAUUAGGCAAAAAGACCAUCAUGGUAAACUACAACCCCGAAACUGUUAGUACCGAUUAUGAUAUAUCAGACAGAUUAUAUUUUGAAGAAAUAACUUUUGAAGUUGUAAUGGAUAUUUACAACCUAGAAAAUCCCGAAGGCAUUAUUUUAUCCAUGGGAGGGCAGUUGCCAAACAAUAUAGCCAUGGAUCUUCAUAGACAACAGGCUAGAAUAUUGGGGACCUCUCCUGAUAGUGUUGAUGGUGCAGAAAAUCGCUUUAAAUUUUCCAGAAUGCUGGAUAGGAUUGGAAUAAUGCAACCCAGAUGGAAAGAAUUAACAAACCUGAAAGCAGCCUUUGAAUUUUGUGAAGAAGUCGGCUAUCCUUGUCUUGUGAGACCUUCAUAUGUUCUUAGUGGUGCAGCAAUGAAUGUUGCUCACUCUAAUCAAGAUUUGAAAACUUAUUUAAAUGCUGCGAGCGACGUCAGUAAAGAACACCCUGUUGUUAUUUCAAAAUUCAUUUUGGACUCCAAAGAAAUUGAUGUAGAUGCUGUGGCGUGUGAUGGUAUAAUCUUAUGUAUGGCUGUAUCAGAGCAUGUUGAAAAUGCUGGUGUACAUUCAGGAGACGCUACUUUAGUAACACCGCCACAAGACAUCAAUGAAGAAACUUUAAUUAAAAUCAUGUACAUAAGCAAAUCUAUUGCAGCUUCACUGGAAGUAACUGGACCCUUCAAUAUGCAAUUGAUUGCGAAAGAUAAUUAUUUAAAAGUUAUUGAAUGUAAUGUUAGAGUUUCUAGAUCAUUCCCAUUUGUUUCUAAGACACUUGAUCAUGAUUUUGUUGCGAUGGCCACUAGGGUAAUUGUGGGAGAACCUGUAGAACCUGUAAAUAUAUUGGGAGGUUGUGGUAGAGUAGGAGUUAAAGUACCCCAGUUCUCAUUCUCUAGAUUGGCUGGUGCCGAUUUUAUGUUGGGAGUUGAAAUGGCUUCUACAGGAGAAGUUGCAUGUUUUGGAGAUAAUAGGUAUGAGGCCUACCUUAAAGCCCUGAUGAGUACUGGAUUUAGUAUACCGAAGAAGUCGAUUUUAUUGUCGGUUGGAAGUUUUAAGCACAAAAUGGAAUUAUUGCCGUGCAUGAAGAUUUUGAAAAGUUUGGGGUACAAUCUCUUUGCCAGUUUGGGUACUGCCGAUUUUUAUACAGAGCAUGGAGUAAAGGUUCAAUCUGUCGAAUGGACAUUCGAAAACAUCGACGAUAUGGCGGAGAACGAGAGCGAGCUGAAACAUUUGGCUGAAUUCUUAUCCAAGAAACAAUUUGAGCUAGUAAUUAAUAUACCAAUGAGAAACGGUGGAGCUAGGAGAGUAUCAUCUUUCAUGACCCAUGGAUAUAGAACUAGGAGAUUGGCUAUUGAUUAUUCCAUUCCACUGAUUACCGAUGUAAAAUGUACCAAACUAUUAGUUGAGGCUUUACGUCUAAUUGGUCGAGCUCCCCCGAUGAAAACUCACACUGAUUGCAUAAGCUCAAGAAACUUGGUUAGACUUCCUGGAUUUAUUGAUGCUCACGUUCACGUGAGAGAACCUGGAGCAACACAUAAGGAAGAUUACGCAUCGUGCACCGCUGCUGCUUUAGCAGGAGGCGUGACUAUGAUUUUAGCAAUGCCAAACACAAAUCCGGCCGUCGUUGACGAAGAAGCAUUUUUGCUGGUUAAAAAAUUGGCAAAAGAAGGAGCUAGGUGUGAUUAUGCGAUAUUUGUGGGUGCUUCCUCUGAGAAUACGGCAUCAAUUUGUGAGUUAGCUAAUGAGGCGGCAGGUCUAAAAAUGUAUCUCAAUGAAACCUUCACCACACUUCGUCUUGAUGACCUUAAUCUGUGGGAUAAACAUUUGACUAACUGGCCUAAAAGAGCACCAUUGUGUGUUCACGCCGAAAGCCAAACAACUGCUGCUAUUAUUUUAAUGGCAAGUUUAGCAAACAGGCCCGUUCAUAUUUGUCACGUAGCAAGGAAAGAAGAAAUUUUAAUAAUCAAAGCUGCAAAGGAGAAAGGUCUAAAAAUUACCUGUGAAGUUUGCCCACAUCAUCUGUUCUUAUCUACCAAUGAUAUAGGAAAACUCGGUCUUCGAAAAAGUCAAGUAAGGCCGGUUCUUGUCUCCUUAGAAGAUCAGCAAGCUUUAUGGGACAACAUAAACGUUAUUGAUUGUUUUGCAACAGAUCACGCACCACACACACUUGAAGAAAAAGUGAGCGAAACCGCACCUCCUGGAUUUCCGGGCCUUGAAACAAUUCUUCCCCUACUCCUAAACGCAGUUAAUGAAGGACGUCUAACCAUGGAAGACAUUACUAACAAGUUCUAUAAAAAUCCAAAGAAAAUCUUCAAUUUACCAGAUCAACCAAAUACUUAUGUUGAAGUUGAUAUGGACGAAGAAUGGAUCAUUCCUGAAUCAAUGACUUAUAGUAAGUCGAAAUGGACACCGUUUGCCGGUAAAAAAGUCAAAGGUGCAGUUCAUAGAGUUAUAUUAAGGGGAGAAGUAGCAUAUGUUGAUGGCCAAAUUUUGGUUCAGCCAGGUUAUGGACAAAAUGUUCGAGAAUUGGACAAGAGGUUGAUUUCUAGCCAUUCAACAUCAGUAAAUGAAAUUAGACCACCUUCUGUUAUGGACCGUUCAGUGUCUCCACUACUACAUCUGAUGGAAAAAAUCGAAAAUGAAAUUGAUCAACCCACGAACGAGAUGUUUUAUAAUUUACUGGAUCCAAAGUACUUCAAAGCUUCGUCUCUUGAAACUCGUUUCAGGACACAGGUUCACUUCGCCAACGAUCUCCAUUUGGACCGCCAAAAUAUGAUUUCCCCGGUGCAUCCGAUUUCAAUUCCGGCCCGAUUGAGAAGCGAAAGUUUUUCAAACCAAGAACGUUCCAAAGCAAAGGGAGAUGGUCACCAGCCACAUCUUAUAGUUUCAGCAGAAAUUCUUCCGCAUCCAGACCAUGGUUUAAUAGGAAAACAUGUGCUCAGUGUCGAUAUAUUUUCCAAGGAACAGCUGAAUUAUAUUUUCGGCUUGGCACAAACGUUUAGAGUCUUUGUCUCCAAAGACAGAACUUUAGACCACGUCCUCCGUGGAAAAGUCAUGGCCGCUAUGUUUUAUGAAGUUAGCACUAGAACUUGCUGUAGUUUUUCAGCUGCCAUGCAAAGACUUGGUGGUCGUGUAUUAUACAUGAAUGAGAUAAGUUCUUCAGUAAAAAAAGGGGAAUCUUUGGCAGAUUCAAUCAGUACUAUGGCUGCUUAUGCGGAUGUUAUUGUUCUGAGACAUCCUCAACCCGGAUCAGUAUCCAAAGCAUCACAACACUGUAGAAAGCCUCUUCUGAAUGCUGGCGAUGGAAUAGGAGAACACCCAACCCAGGCUGUUCUAGAUAUUUUCACUAUCCGCGAGGAAAUUGGUACUGUAAAUGGUAUUGUCAUUACAUUAGUAGGAGACCUGAAAAAUGGACGUACGGUACAUUCACUUGCUAAAUUACUAGCUUUAUACAACGUCAAUCUGAGAUACGUCAGUCCUGCCAAUCUGAAAAUGCCAGAACAUAUUACGAAGCUUCUGACUGAAAAAGGAAUUAAUCAACAAGAGUUCAACUCUUUGGAAGAAGUUUUGCCUGAUACUGAUGUGCUUUACAUGACCAGGAUUCAGAGGGAAAGGUUUGAUUCACAAGAAGAAUACGAGAAGGCCUGCGGCCAUUUCGUUGUCACUCCCCAACUAAUGACCAGAGCCAAGAGGAAGAUGGUAGUGAUGCACCCCUUACCAAGGCUUUCCGAAAUAAGUUCGGAAUUCGAUAGCGAUCCCAGAGCGGCUUACUUCAGACAAGUCGAGUACGGAAUGUUCGUACGCAUGGCAAUUUUAACAAUGGUCCUUGGUCGAUGUUAAAAGAUAUUCUUUAUAUCGGUUGAAGAUGUUAUUGAAAUUAUAUAGGUAUAUAAAAUUUUAUUGGGAAAGUUUUGAU